UUCUGUGUGUUGUGUUCUGUUAUGUCUUUUAUACGAAUCGUUUUAAUCAGCUAAUCCGUUUUGUCCCACGCGGCCACAAGUUUCUGAGAGCAGCUUUUCCCCGAGUCCGGAACGCUAUACGAUGGAUUCGGACAGCUUUUUAACGCCACGGAAGUUGCUGCAAAAUGCCCUGGCCAGAACCUCGUCGCGCCAGUCGAUGACCUCUUCACCGUCGAUUAUGGCGGUUCGAACGCCGCAUACGGCGACGAGCAACGCGAACACCACCAGUCGCUUUAAUCUGCUGCCCGUUCUGCAGACUCCACCGUCGAGAAUCUUCAGUGGACGCGUGGUGAACCCGUUCGAGCCACAUCUUGCCGAUCGCUUGCACCUGCCCAUGAUCGCUAGCCCUUCGUUGUUUCACAGGCCAAGCACCCCGCAAAACAACAACAGCAGCGUUUGCCAGUUUGAGUGGACCAUCGAUGAGGUAUCGUCCCUGGGGCCGGCUCAUGUAGAACCGCACGAAACGCAGUUCCUCGAGACACCGGAUCCGGUGGCAGAGGCUCGCGUUCAGGCCGCCAUCAGCAGUUUCUUCAAAGAGAACAGCAUCGUUCCCAGUCCGAUCGAUCACAACCAGCGGAAACAGAAGGUCGAUCUUCUGAAGCAGUCCAACGAACCCGGUGGAAUUAUUGGCCAACCCGCCAAGCGAAGACAGCGCGAUGGUGUCGCCCAAACGGUCCUUACCCUACCACCAGUUUUGCCGGCAGAGGUAGAGGCCGUCCUCAGCAAGUUCCUAACGUUCAACGAGGAUCAGCAGCAAAACAACAAUGCUCCGACGCUCGACGAGUCGUCGGCCAGCAGCAUUGAUCAUGAUGCUCGUGAUGCUUCUCUGCGUCGCAAGCUCUUUAACAUCAUUUCUCCCAAUGGAGAUGCAGAGGAAAGCGACACGGAAGGAGCGGAUCGGUUUCCUAACUCACUGGAUGAUCUCGAUCUCAUUGCCCUCAGUCCGGCACCCGUUUCGCCCGAAGUGUUGACUGGCAGCCAGCAGGAAGCGGAGAGAGCGCUUCAGCAAGAUCUUAAACGGUCGCGAUACUUUGGUUCGCACGAAGCCCUAGCGGACGGUUCGCUUAGCCCGGUGAUAGAGAGUGAUAAUGAAAGCUCUUUCGGAGCCUUGUCACCGAUUUCGCGGAACUCGAUGAGUCCUUCUCCGACCAAAUCGUACGAUCCGCAUCAUUCCGAUUUGGAUGCCAUCUAUCGCAGCACCCCGGAGCCAUCUGCUUGCAGCCAGACGGAUGGUGGUCAUUACUAUUCCCUGCAGCAGAACGACACGGGUAGCCAGCAAGGUUCCAUCAGACACACCGAGCUCACUAACGUACUGGCCGAGACAAAUCUUUCAAACGAUGGCGAAACGAUGGUCAGCUGUUUGUCCCUGGAGCUGUCCCAAAAAUCGCAACAUUCCAUGACGCCUUUACGUCGCAUGCGACGAACGGAACACCGGCGUAGUAACCGCAAAAACUUAUCCCAAUCCUUUAUGCUGGAAACAACUUGCGCUACCUCCAGCGAUGGCGAUCAAGAGCAGCGGCAUAAAACGGUCGACAUUUCGAUGUGCGAGACGACGAAAGGAUUGUCGCCGAUAAAGGAAACUCCCGUAAGCAUUCCGGGAAAGGUGGAACUGCACGGUGUGAAUUUAUACCGUACCGAUAGCGGGUUUAAUGAAGAAAGUCAAGGUACUGGCGAUCUCUCCGACGUGUCGAUGCUUUCAGAAGACCUGAGAAGCACCACACCCGGACGGAAAGGUGCGACUAGUGAAGUCAAAUACUCAAGCACUAACAAUGGUUCCUCCCCCUUGAGACUGUAAAAAUGUGGACACCCAACAGACUGUUCUUUGGAAAAAAAGUGUAGUAAGUAAUGUUCAAAAUUAAGAGGAGUAGCUCAUAGGUUCGCAAUAUUUAGACAAUUUAUUUGAUCAUUCAACGAAGCACGCAAAGGAGGACGGCGGGGGGCGAGUGUUUCAUAGACUGCGAAUCCAAGUGCCACUAGGGUAUAAUUAGACAACUUUUUUCAAUCAUACUUAACUGUUA
Molecule: messenger RNA, 2057 nt
Organism: Anopheles aquasalis
Lineage: Eukaryota; Metazoa; Arthropoda; Insecta; Diptera; Culicidae
Gene: bora
Product: aurora kinase A activator-like protein bora
Biological process (GO): regulation of mitotic nuclear division; activation of protein kinase activity; regulation of mitotic spindle organization
Cellular component (GO): nucleus; cytoplasm
Molecular function (GO): protein kinase binding
Source: RefSeq, a predicted model, not a curated record